AUGUCUGGACGUGGUAAAGGCGGUAAGGGUCUCGGCAAGGGUGGCGCCAAGCGUCACCGCAAGAUUCUCCGUGAUAACAUUCAAGGGAUCACCAAGCCUGCCAUUCGUCGUCUUGCUCGCCGUGGUGGUGUCAAGCGUAUCUCUGCCAUGAUCUACGAAGAGACCCGUGGUGUCCUCAAGUCCUUCCUCGAGUCGGUCAUUCGUGACGCUGUUACUUACACCGAACACGCCAAGCGUAAGACCGUCACUUCCCUGGAUGUUGUCUAUGCGCUCAAGCGCCAGGGCCGCACCCUGUACGGUUUCGGCGGUUAA
Molecule: messenger RNA, 312 nt
Organism: Penicillium diatomitis
Lineage: Eukaryota; Fungi; Ascomycota; Eurotiomycetes; Eurotiales; Aspergillaceae
Product: histone H4
Exons: 2
Coding region: 1-312 (103 amino acids)
Biological process (GO): nucleosome assembly
Cellular component (GO): nucleosome
Molecular function (GO): structural constituent of chromatin; DNA binding; protein heterodimerization activity
Source: RefSeq, a predicted model, not a curated record